Larimichthys crocea (large yellow croaker) is the source of this 568-nucleotide messenger RNA. It is a transcript of the gene cox8a, whose product is annotated as cytochrome c oxidase subunit 8A. The coding region runs from base 88 to 297 and encodes 69 amino acids. Gene Ontology annotation, biological process: mitochondrial electron transport, cytochrome c to oxygen. Gene Ontology annotation, cellular component: mitochondrion; respiratory chain complex IV. Lineage: Eukaryota; Metazoa; Chordata; Actinopteri; Sciaenidae. The transcript is spliced from 2 exons. The record is from RefSeq and is a predicted model, not a curated record.
GAGAAGUGACCUUUGCGUCACUUCCUCUGCACGCCAUAACGACCCGAGCUCCUUCAGAGAACACUUCGCUGUGCUGUAGCAGACAAAAUGCCGCUGAUCCGCACCAUCGCCAGCCGCGCUGCCCCCGUCCUGCGGGGACACACCAUCACCCAGAGGGCUAGUAUAAACAGCAGCGCGCCCAAAGGACAGGUCGGCGCUCUGGAAACUGUCGUCGGACUCGGCCUGUUCACCCUGGCCUUCCUGGGACCAUCUGGAUGGGUUCUGGCCAACCUGGAGAGCUACAAAAGUAAAGAAUAAAGUGGACAUUUUAGCAGUCUUACCUGGUCUAUACCAGCUUCCUGUCUCCAGUGACAACCUGGGACCAUCAUCAUCAUCAUCUUCAUUAUGUUCCACUGCAGAGAUAAAUAUGGAACAGGUUUUACUUUCACUCUUCUACCUCUCUGACAGUUCACUCCAGAUCCCAGAUACAAACCAACACUUGACUCUUGUGCAUUGAAUAAGUUGAAAAUUGUAUUGUACAUUUUCCCUCUCAAGGAGUAUGUUACAAGAUAAAGUUUUACAAACUUAA